Indicator indicator is the source of this 3276-nucleotide messenger RNA. RefSeq names its product contactin 5 (gene CNTN5). Gene Ontology annotation, molecular function: protein binding. Bases 1 to 3276 code for a protein of 1091 amino acids. The record is from RefSeq and is a predicted model, not a curated record. Lineage: Eukaryota; Metazoa; Chordata; Aves; Piciformes; Indicatoridae. The transcript is spliced from 23 exons.
AUGGGUGGACGCUUUAUCAACACAGAUUCAGAGUAUUCAGAAGCUGUUCCUGGUCUCCCCACUUCAUAUGCUGCUAUCUUAAGAAUCAAAUCUGGUAGUUCAUCUUUAGCGUCAUUUAAUUCAAAGAACAGACCACGAUUAAGCAGUCCUUCAUCAGGAAGUAUAUCUUCACCAGGUUGGAGAGGAUCUGCACAACACUAUCACUCCCCAACAAAUCCCUACCACUUUUCAGAGGCCUUCAAACAUGAUGAAAGUGUUGAUUAUGGGCCGGUGUUUGUACAAGAACCAGAUGAUGUGAUUUUUCCAACUGAUUCUGAGGAGAAGAAAGUAUCUCUGAAUUGUCAAGCUCGUGGAAAUCCUACUCCCACAUACAGAUGGCUUCGAAACGGAACUGAAAUUGACAUUGGGAGCGAUUAUCGCUUCAGUUUAAUAGAAGGAAGCUUGAUCAUCAACAACCCCAGUGAAAUGAAAGAUUCUGGACAGUAUCAGUGUUUAACCUCCAACAUGUUUGGCAGUAUUUUAAGCAGAGAAGUUGUUCUUCAGUUUGCAUAUCUGGGGAACUUCAGUGGUCGGACAAGAAGUGCUGUUUCUGUACGUGAAGGUCAAGGAGUUGUUCUGAUGUGCUCCCCUCCACUUCAUUCACCAGAGAUCAUCUAUAGCUGGGUAUUUAAUGAAUUCCCAUCUUUUGUGGCAGAAGAUAGCAGACGCUUCAUCUCUCAGGAGACAGGCAAUCUCUACAUCUCCAAGGUGCAAACAUCUGAUGUUGGCAGCUAUAUAUGCUUGGUAAAAAACACGGUAACAAAUGCCAGAGUUUUGAGUCCUCCAACACCUCUGACACUGAGAAAUGAUGGUGUGAUGGGGGAAUAUGAACCAAAAAUUGAAGUCCAUUUUCCUUACACAGUAACAGCUGCAAGGGGAAGUACUGUUAAGAUGGAGUGUUUUGCACUUGGCAACCCUGUUCCAACAAUCUCUUGGAGGAAAGUUAAUGGUCACAAUCCAAGUAAAGCCCGCCUGAGAAAAUCCCAAGCUGUGCUUGAAAUACCGAAUGUGCAGCUAGAGGAUGCAGGAGUGUAUGAAUGUAAGGCUGAAAAUUCUCGUGGAAGAAAUGUCUUCAGAGGACAGCUACAAGUGUACACCUACCCACAAUGGGUGGAGAAACUUAAUGAUACUCAGUUAGACAGUGGAGAUCAACUCCGAUGGGAAUGUAAAGCCACUGGAAAGCCAAGACCCACGUAUCGUUGGCUGAAAAAUGGAGUUCCUCUCUGGCCACAGACCAGGAUUGAGAUGGUUAAUGGUGUUCUGAUGAUCCACAGUGUGAAUGUUUCAGAUGCAGGAAUGUAUCAGUGCUUAGCAGAAAAUAAGUAUGGCACCAUUUAUGCCAGUGCUGAACUGAAGAUUUUAGCUUCAGCUCCCACUUUCCCACCAAAUCAAAUGAAGAAAACUAUAAUUAUUACCAAGGGCCAAGAAGUUGUCAUUGAGUGCAAGCCACAAGCUUCUCCAAAGCCAACUAUCACUUGGAAGAAAGGAGACAAAGCAUUAAGAGAGAGUAAGAGGAUAACUAUUCUUCCGCAUGGGAGCCUGCGAAUCGUGAAUGCUUCUAAGUCAGAUGAAGGACGUUACUUAUGCCAAGGGGUAAAUGUAUUUGGAUCUGCAGAAAUCAUUGCAUCAGUAUCUGUUAAAGAACCUACAAGAAUAGAGCUGACUCCCAAGAAGAUAGAGUUAACGGUUGGAGAAAGCAUUGUCCUCAGUUGCAAAGCCCUUCAUGACAGCACUCUAGAUGUCACCUUCUAUUGGACACUCAAUGGGCAGCCAAUUGACUUUGAAAAAGAAGGUGGACACUUUGAAAGCAUCAAGGCACAAGCAUCCUCUGCAGAUUUAAUGAUCAGGAACAUUCUCCUGAUGCAUGCUGGGAGAUAUGGCUGCAGGGUUCAGACCGCAGCGGACACCGUGUCAGAUGAGACGGAGCUGCUUGUUAGGGGUCCUCCUGGCCCCCCAGGGGUUGUAAUAGUGGAGGAAAUUACAGACACCACAGCAACACUCUCCUGGAGUCCUGGGGCAGACAAUCAUAGCCCUAUAUUCCUCUACAACCUACAAGCACGCAGUCCAUUUUCUCUUGGCUGGCAGAUCGUAAAAACAGUUCCAGAUGUAAUAAGUGGUGACAUGGAGUCUGCCAUGGCUGUUGAACUGAACCCUUGGGUAGAGUAUGAGUUCAGAGUUGUAGCAACUAAUAAAAUUGGGACCGGAGACCCAAGUGCACCAUCACGAGUGAUCAGAACCAAUGAAGCAGUUCCAAAGACACCUCCAGCUAAUGUAAGUGGCAGAAGUGGAAGGCGGCAUGAAUUAGUAAUAGCAUGGGAGCCAGUAUCAGAAGAGUUUCAGAGCGGAGAAGGAUUUGGGUAUAUUGUAGCCUUCAGACCUAAUGGAACACGUGGCUGGAAGGAAAAAAUGGUAACAUCUUCAGAUGCCUCGAAGUUCAUCUACAGAGAUGAAAGUGUUCCACCUCUUACUCCUUUUGAAGUAAAAGUUGGUGUUUACAACAACAAGGGAGAUGGACCCUUCAGCCCUAUUGUAGUCAUCUGCUCAGCUGAAGGAGAACCCACUGCUGCUCCCAUCGAUGUCAAAGCUACGAGUUUGUCUGUAUCAGAGAUUCUUGUUGCGUGGAAACAUAUUAAAGAAAGUCUAGGAAGACCACAGGGAUUUGAGAUUGGUUACUGGAAAGACAUGGAGCAGGAAGAAGCAGCAGAAAAGGUCAAAACUGAGGGAAAUGAGUCAUCCAUUCUCCUGACAGGAUUAGAAGGAAAUACAUUGUAUCACCUAACAGUAAGGGCAUACAAUGCUGCAGGGUAUGGACCACCUAGCACUGCUGUGCGUGCAGCCACCAAGAAGUCCCCUCCCAGCCAAGCACCAAGCAAUAUCAUGUGGAUACAGGAUGGCUCUCAUGUGUCUCUUGGGUGGGAGCCAGUCAGACCUCUUGCUAAUGAAUCUGAUGUAAUGGGAUACAAGGUAUUAUUUAGGCAAGAAGGCCAGAGCAACAGUCAAGUUAUAGAAACACAGAAAACCUCUGCAGUGGUCCUUCUUCCUGAUGUUGGUGUCUACAUCAUUGAGGUCUGUGCUGUCAGUGAAGGAGGUGAUGGUACCACAAGCCCCCAAAUCAGAGUUCCAUCUUUUUCAGGAGGGAAAGUAACAAGUGCUCAGUCCACCUUACAUGUGUUUUCCACUUCCUCGUCGUCUGUAACAUUGCUCUUGGCUUUAAUGGUUCCUUCAACCUCAUGGUGA